UAACAACACGGAGAUUCCCACACACCACGUGACGGCGUCGUGUUGCGUCGUCAGCGGCUGCUCUAAAACCAGUUGUUAUUUCAGUCUGUCCAGCGCUGGUGGAGGAGGAGGAGGGAGAGUUAAUGUCGGCAGUUACUCUGAAAAAAACACAUUAAAGAUUGAUCUAGCAGCAAAGUGAGCCAUACCAUGUCUCAGGACAAAAGUGGAUACCCUGUUAUGGGUGAGACCAACCCACUUCAUAACAACGUCUAUGGACCCCCUCAGCCAGGUUUCGGUAUGCCCCCUCCUAACUAUAGUCAAGCCCCAGGGGGACCGUACCCACCAGCAGCUGGCUAUGGACAACCAGGUUUCCCCCAAGCAGGCCCAGGUUUCGCCCCUGGUCCCUACCCUCAGAUGCCUUACCCUCAGAUGCCCUACCCUCAGGGGCCCUACCCUCAGGGGCCUUAUCAGCAAGGACUCGCACAGCCAGGCUUUGCAGGUGACAGCACAGCACCUCCCGGCAGCCCUGGUUACCAUGGUGAUGGGCCUCCAUCUUACUACGACAAUGAGGAGUUCACCAGCUCAAGCUUUGAGGAUAAGAGCAUCCGACAAGCCUUCAUCAGAAAAGUCUUCCUGGUUCUCACAGUGCAGCUACUGGUCACUUUCUCCUUCGUUGCCGUCUUCACCUUUGUCGACGACGCCAAGCUGUUUGUGCGACGCAAUCCGUGGACAUACUAUGUGUCCUACGCAGUCUUCUUCGUGUCUCUGAUUGUCCUCAGCUGCUGUGGAGAUUUCCGCCGCAAGCACCCCUGGAACCUGGUUGCACUGUCCAUCCUGACCCUAAGCCUGUCCUACAUGGUGGGCAUGAUUGCCAGUUUUUAUGACACGGAGACUGUCAUCAUGGCCGUGGGCAUCACUGCAAUGGUCUGCUUCACUGUCGUCCUCUUCUCACUACAGAGCAAGUAUGACUUCACUUCCUGUCGCGGCGUGCUGUUUGUGUGCCUGAUGGUGCUGUUGCUCUUCUCCAUCCUCUGCAUCUUCAUCCGUCACAGGAUCCUGCACAUUGUCUAUGCCUCACUGGGGGCCCUGCUCUUCACCUGCUUUUUGGCCGUGGACACUCAGCUUCUCCUGGGCAACAAGAAGCUGUCCCUGAGUCCAGAGGAGUACAUUUUUGCUGCUCUCAACCUCUACACUGACAUCAUCAACAUAUUCCUCUACAUCCUGGCUAUCGUGGGACGCUCCCGUGAAUGAGGCCCCACCUUCAAGAUAACAGGAGGGAGAUAGAGAACUCCUCCCUUUAUUGUGAAAUGUUGCUAACAUGGCCGUUGCUCUCAAACUCCCUUAACUUUUUCUUUCACUUGUUUUCAUUAUACUCCUCGUCUCUUCUCCUGUCACACACAGUUUUUUUUAAAACAUAGUUGGUCUGUGCAGGAGAUGCAGCCUGUCAUAAAAUACAGCUGAAAGGGACACUAUUUUACACAAAUCUUGCCAUCAGUGACAGAAUGCAUUGAUCUGUCUUUUCCUCAAUUUUGACCACUCUGCUUGUUUUAACUGGUCUCUGCUUCUACUAACAACGACAUUAUAUGUACACACACACACCCCUCCAGUUUGGCUCGGCACAGACAGUAUAAAACGUGUUAUCUUUGGGUGAUAUUAAACAGAAAAAGAGUGGGGAAGGUGCCGGUAGUGCUUGAUAUUGAUGUAAACCAGCUUUUCCUGAAGAGAAGAUGUUAGUGCUAGAAAUUGAAUCUCCUUCAAUCUGUCUCUUUCCCCAAACUUAUCUCUCCCUUUCAGUCUGCUGGUGUAAAGUAACUCUGCAUGGCAACAUUGGAAACAACAGAGGAAUAUGUGUAGCUUGCUUGUCACAGCUGUAAAUAGUAAAUUGUGUAUUACUGUAUAUGAUACCACUAUACCCCCCCCCCCCUGAAAGGCAUGCUGGAGUGAUCCAUAUGGAUAUGUUGCUUUUUGGGAGAAAUAUGCUCUGAUAUCAGAACUCCGCUUACCCACUAUAGUAACUAAAAUCUUUUAAUGGCAGAAGAUUAAAGAUCAGUGUUUGAUGUGUAUGACAAACAUGAAGAUUAAUAUUUCUAAAGUAUAUAUUCUUAUGGAAUAUCUUAUUAAAAGGAAUAAAACGUUUGUUCUGAAAUUUCUUUUCAAUGAUCCAAAGCUGAGCCCCUUACGUUCUUCCUUUCUUUUUUUCCCCCAUCUCUGGUCAUUAAUGUGAAGUGCAAAUUUUGUGCUGUAUUUAUUUCUUCUUAUUACAACUAAUGUGAAUUACUUUUCAAGUAUUGUUUUUUAUGACCACAUUUAUACCAAGCUAAUCCAAGUAUCACAGCUUCUGAAUUGAUGGACUCCAGCCUUGUAGGAAAUGGUACUUAUCUAUUUAUUGAUUGAUGUAGAUAACAGUUUUGCUUUGAAGUUACUAUAAGCAAACACAGACGUUGAGGGUGAAACUACAACAUACUGGUCACAUGCUUGCUCAAAAAAGUGACAGCAACAUGCACUGGAAGCCAAAACACACACAACUUGAAUGAUAUAUUUAACAUUUUUUAUUCUGUGAUUUCUGUUUUGAUUUUUCACUUCUUGCAUGACCCUCUCCUCUCAUAUGCAUGUGCGAUAAUGCACACGGUACAGGUAUUCCUGUUAUGGAAAGACGCAGUGUUUGGCAGCCCUGUUAGACUUUUUUUAACUCCUGUGUUUGUAUCUCACUAAUGUGUACAUGUGUAUAGAACUCCUAAGUGGUUUGAUGUGUAUAGAUUAAGUAAUUUUGGGGCUUUUUGGUCUGUUUGCAUUGUAUAUUUGCAUUAAAUAGAAGUGGAACCACAUUCCCCUACACUGCUGUUAGCUUUUCAUUAAAACUGAUACAAUAAAGGUGUUGAACUU
This is a messenger RNA of Micropterus salmoides (largemouth bass), 2862 nucleotides long. It is a transcript of the gene grinaa, whose product is annotated as glutamate receptor, ionotropic, N-methyl D-aspartate-associated protein 1a (glutamate binding). The coding region runs from base 187 to 1230 and encodes 347 amino acids. Gene Ontology annotation, cellular component: endoplasmic reticulum; membrane; Golgi apparatus. Gene Ontology annotation, biological process: negative regulation of apoptotic signaling pathway. The record is from RefSeq and is a predicted model, not a curated record. NCBI's taxonomy places the organism in Eukaryota, Metazoa, Chordata, Actinopteri, Centrarchiformes, Centrarchidae. The transcript has 7 exons.